Molecule: messenger RNA, 1629 nt
Organism: Notolabrus celidotus (New Zealand spotty)
Lineage: Eukaryota; Metazoa; Chordata; Actinopteri; Labriformes; Labridae
Gene: myd88
Product: MYD88 innate immune signal transduction adaptor
Exons: 5
Coding region: 128-1000 (290 amino acids)
Biological process (GO): MyD88-dependent toll-like receptor signaling pathway; positive regulation of canonical NF-kappaB signal transduction; Toll signaling pathway
Cellular component (GO): plasma membrane
Molecular function (GO): TIR domain binding; Toll-like receptor binding
Source: RefSeq, a predicted model, not a curated record
CCCGUGUGACGCAAAGCGCGUUGAGACCAGAUGGCAUCACUUCCGUGUUGACUUGUCACGUAAACUUCACUUCUUUACACCACGCUGUGUCCACUCCUGUUACAGUUCUUCUCACCAACUUUCAAACAUGGCGUGCAAGGUUGUGGACCUGGAAGCGAGCUUGGAGUCUGUUCCUCUCGUCGCCCUGAACGUGACCGUGAGGAGUAAGUUGGGACUUUACUUAAACCCUAAGAACACAGUGGCGGCAGACUGGAUGGCUGUUGCGGAGGCCAUGGGCUACACUUAUCUGGAGAUCCAGAACUUUGAAAGGACAAGAAGUCCUACAAGAACUAUUCUGGACGACUGGCAGGCUCGAUCUACAGAUGCGACUGUAGGGAAGCUGUUGUCUAUCCUGACGGAGGUGGAGAGAAAGGACAUUGUGGAGGACCUCCGUACUUUGAUUGAUGAAGAUGUAAGAAAAUAUUGGGAGAAUCUGAAGAAGAACACUAAGCCCCCGGACCAGGUUCAUGAGGUUGACAGCUGUGUCCCUUGGCCCACCACAGAGGGGUUUGGUAUCACUCUGGAGGAUGAAGAAGGUGCUCCUGAGCUGUUUGACGCCUUCAUUUGCUACGACCACAGCGACUUUAAUUUCGUCCAAAAGAUGAUCCAGGAGCUGGAGCAGACAGAGUGCAAGCUGAAGCUGUGUGUGUUUGAUAGAGAUGUUCUCCCGGGCUCCUGUGUCUGGACCAUCACUAGUGAGCUCAUCGAGAAAAGGUGUAAGAGGAUGGUGGUGGUGAUUUCCGAUGAAUACCUUGACAGUGAUGCCUGUGACUUUCAGACCAAGUUUGCUCUCAGUCUCUGUCCUGGAGCUCGAAAUAAACGGCUUAUCCCAGUGGUAUACAAGCCAAUGAAAAAGCAGUUCCCAAGCAUCUUACGCUUCCUCACCAUAUGUGACUACACUCGGCCAUGCACACAGACCUGGUUCUGGAAACGGCUGGCUAAAGCUCUCUCACUUCCAUAAUCAUGGACUGAACAGUGGAUUGUGUUUGACAGGUGCAUUUUUAUUCCUCAAAAGGGAAUUUUGGACAAUUGCCAAAAUUAAAAGUGGCCAUAUGCAAUGUUGCUUGUGAGUCCCACCCUGCUGGUGUAUAAAUCUACUUUUUGAUGAAUACAUAAAAUAAUCCUCCUGCUUGUGUUGCCCCUGAAAAGAUGGUGGUUUCUGAAUGUUAUCACAAAGGAACUCAAGCUGCACAAGGACAACAAAUACCAGCAAAGUUCUCCCUGCACAUUCCGUUUUUGUUAUUUUCUAAAAUGUGACUUAUUGUAUAAAAAUAAUAUGUAUUUGAGGCAACAUGUACUAACUUAUGAGUAAAUGCUGCGGUCUUUCUGAGCAGGCUACUUCCUUUUAUGAGUCAACCUUUAGAGGAAGAUGAAGCUAAAGAGGAAGAGGAAGUGAUAUUUCCAUUGUGAUACUUUCACAAGUUUAACUUUACUGUCUGCUGCCACCUGCUUACUUGCAUUUUGAAAUCACCAUGAUGCCUGGUACCAUGACUUUUACAUUUUUUAUGAUGUAUUUUUUAAUGAAAAUGUCAUAUAUCUUGUACGAAUUGUUUAAAUAUGAUUUAUACGCAAUAAAUUUAUUUUAUUUUA